Molecule: messenger RNA, 842 nt
Organism: Raphanus sativus (radish)
Lineage: Eukaryota; Viridiplantae; Streptophyta; Magnoliopsida; Brassicales; Brassicaceae
Product: E3 ubiquitin-protein ligase RHF2A-like
Exons: 4
Coding region: 233-586 (117 amino acids)
Molecular function (GO): ubiquitin-protein transferase activity
Source: RefSeq, a predicted model, not a curated record
UAUCCCACAUAAUCUCCACGUUGCCUUGUGAUGAUCUCCAAAGAAUCUACAUCCCUGCAAUUACGGACUAAUAAAGCUUCCAAGUUUUUUGUCCCCCCUGCUUAAUUGAUUUUUCUUUCUCUCUUAGAUCGAUCCAAGAUACAAGAACACAGUUAACAUUGAUCAAUCUUCUUCUGUUACUCUGUUUUUCUCACUUAUCAAUUGACCUAGGUGAAUAACUCAAAUCAGAUUAAUGGGUAUUUUACUUUCCUGUCUUCGCGUUCCGGAGCAAGGUAAUGAGUCUCGAAACGUAUCCAGAAUCCCAGCCUUCAGCCACCCAAUAAUGAAUAACUUUCCCCUCAAGUUCGAGCAACUAUCUCGAAACCUGGAAAGAAGGGAAUUUUCCUCUGUCGCCAACAAAGAAGAAGACGUUUGUCCGACAUGUUUCUAUGAGUACACUGAGGAUAAUCCGAAAACAGUUCUACAAUGUGGACAUAUCUUUCACCUCGCCUGCAUCUAUGAAUGGAUGGAGAGAAGUGCAGCUUGUCCCUUUUGUUCCAAGACAAUGCUUUUCUUGGAGGGUGAAAUUACAGAGCAGGUGGAGUAACUAUAAGAGAUCCUCAGAUUCUUGGCGGCUGCAAAAUUUUCAUCGUAAUCAAUUCUUUCUUAAAUUAUGUUGUAACCACUACAAGAAAACAUGUCUACUGCAAGGGAAAAAAACAUCGCAAUUCCGUUGCAAAUCGCAAUUUGCAACGAAUUUGCAAGGAAAGUCGUUUCCUUGCAAAUCCUUACUCGCAAAUUAAAAACGCUUGCAAUUCUCUCGCAAAUUUGCAACGGAAUAAUUUCCGUCGCAAAUUUGCGAG